UUGGCCAAAAGCCCACCAAAAUCUGAAGGAGACCUCGACUGGAAGGCACCGGCGGGCGGGCGGGCGAACUCCAACCAACAAACCACGCGGGGCGGCCGGCCAAAUCCACGCCACCACCCACGCCUGCGAGGGCCUCGCCGCCGCAGUCCGAUUCGACUCCCCUCCUCACCCCGCCUCCCUCGAUCCCCGCCGCGGAAGCGAAAAUGAGCGACAAUCUGAUGGAGAAAGUGAACGCCCUCGGCGAGCGCCUCAAGAUCACCGGGUCGGAGGUGAGCAAGCAGAUGCAGGCCGGCAUGAGCUCCAUGAGCUUCAAGAUGAAGGAGCUCUUCCAGGCGCAGACCCCGGCCGACAAGAUCGUCGAGGACGCCACCGCCGAGAGCCUCGAGGGGCCCGACUGGGCCGCCAACCUCGAAAUCUGCGACCUCAUCAACACCGAGCAGGUGAACAGCGUCGACCUGAUCCGCGGGAUCAAGAAGCGGAUCGUGCUCAAGGAGGCCAGGGUCCAGUUCCUCGCCCUCUUCCUCCUCGAGACCAUCGUCAAGAACUGCGAGAAGGCCUUCUCCGAGGUUGCGGCCGAGAAGAUCCUCGAUGAGAUGGUCAGGCUGAUUGAUGACCCCCAGACGGUGGUCAAUAACAGGAACAAGGCCCUUACGCUCAUUGAAGCGUGGGGAGAGUCUGGUGAUGAGCUCCGCUACUUGCCCGUUUAUGAGCAAACCUACAAGAGCCUGAAAUCAAGAGGAAUACGGUUUCCGGGACGUGACAAUGAGAGCCUGGCCCCCAUAUUUACUCCUCCACGCUCUGUUGCUGAAGCUGAAGCUGCUGCAAAUUUCUCCCAGCAGGCAUUCGAAGAUGUACAUGUGCAUACAUAUACUGCUGAAGAAACAAAGGAAGCUUUUGAUGUGGCCCGUAACAGCAUGGAGCUUCUUUCAACUGUUCUUUCAUCCUCCCCUCAGCAGGAUGCUUUGCAGGAUGACUUAACAACCACUCUUGUGCAACAAUGCUACCAAUCUCAACAUACUAUCCAGAGAUUCAUCGAGACGGCUGGAGACAACGAGGCCUUGCUCUUUGAGGCCUUGAGUGUGAACGAUGAGGUACAGAAAGUGCUAUCCAAAUACGAAGAGAUGAAGAAGCCCAUGGCAUCUGCGCGUACAGAACAGCCAGUGGUCAUACCAAUUGCCACGGAGCAUGAAGAUUCCGUGACUGUUGGCAACGAGGAUGCCCUGGUCAGAAAACCAGCUGCUGCUCGAGCAAUGUCAGGCGGCGAUGAUGAUAUCCUCGAUGAUCUUGAUGAGAUGAUAUUUGGCAAGAAGGGAGGAAGCAGUUCCCAGGACGUGUCCAAAAGGCAGGACCCAAAGAAAGAUGACCUAAUCAACUUCUAAAUACCGUCUCAGCAGGUUGGGAAGUUCCUCUAGGGAUGCGCAACAUGUCUGCUGCUUUUAUACUGCUGAACGAUGUCUGUAUUCAUCCGGUAGAAGACUGCACUGCACGUACAUUCAGUUAGGGAUUGGGUCGCUUGUUUAUUUGCAUACGAUGAUACUUUGUCCUCCAGAGCUUGUUCAGUUGAUAAGUUGCUGCAAACUUCUCA
This is a messenger RNA of Hordeum vulgare subsp. vulgare (domesticated barley), 1585 nucleotides long. Its product is annotated as TOM1-like protein 1. The record is from RefSeq and is a predicted model, not a curated record. Bases 204 to 1379 code for a protein of 391 amino acids. The transcript is spliced from 4 exons. NCBI's taxonomy places the organism in Eukaryota, Viridiplantae, Streptophyta, Magnoliopsida, Poales, Poaceae. Gene Ontology annotation, biological process: protein transport to vacuole involved in ubiquitin-dependent protein catabolic process via the multivesicular body sorting pathway. Gene Ontology annotation, molecular function: phosphatidylinositol binding; ubiquitin binding.